AUCAAUGCCACAAGAGGGAAUGUGCUGCUUACAGGUGGAGGUAUCUGGGAAAAAGUCAAGAGGAAAAUUUCGGACUCAAUCUGAGAGAUACUCAACCCCAGCCAUGGUUUCUUCCUGGUUUCCUGUUUGUGUGACAGCUUUGGCAGCCUGUGUCCUCAAUGUAGGUGCCUUAGACACAUUCGUGGCUGCUGUAUAUGAACAUGCUGUUAUAAUGCCAAAUAGGACAGAAACAUCUGUUUCCCAGGAAGAUGCCCUGAUGCUGAUGAACAAGAACUUAGAUGUGUUGGAGAAAGCAAUCAAAUUGGCAGCUGAAAAGGGUGCACAUAUUAUUGUGACUCCUGAAGAUGGCAUUUAUGGCUGGGUUUUCACAAGAGAAACCAUUUACCCCUACCUAGAAGACAUCCCAGACCCUCAAGUGGACUGGAUUCCAUGUACUGAACCAAACAGAUUUGGCCAUACACCAGUACAAACAAGACUCAGCUGCUUAGCCAGAGAGAACUCUAUCUAUGUGGUAGCAAAUAUUGGAGACAAGAAAGAAUGUGAUGUCAGUGACUCCAAGUGCCCACCAGAUGGCCGGUACCAAUACAACACUGAUGUGGUGUUUGAUUCAGAAGGGAAACUGGUGGCUCGAUACCAUAAGCACAAUCUCUUUCCACCUGAAAUUCAGUUCAAUUACCCUAAAGAGGUACCAUAUGUGACCUUUGAUACACCCUUUGGAAAGUUUGGCAUUUUCACGUGCUUUGAUAUAUUCUCUUAUGAUCCUGCUGUGUUCAUAGUGGAUAAAUUCCAAGUGGACAGCAUAGUGUUCCCCACAGCCUGGUUCAACACUCUGCCCCUCUUGUCUGCUGUUCCGUUCCAUUCAUCCUGGGCUAAGGGCAUGAGAGUCAAUCUCCUUUCAGCGAAUAUUCACCACACCAGUAUGCACAUGACAGGGAGUGGAAUCUAUGCACCAGAUGCAGUUAAAGUUUAUCACUAUGACAUGGAAACAGAAAGUGGCCAGUUAUUGCUAUCAGAACUGAAGUCACGACCCCGACUGUCUUCUGACUACCCUGCAGUAGUAGAUUGGGGUGCCUAUGCCCAAAGUACCAAGCCACUCACUUCUGAUCAGCCAAACUUCCCUGGAAUUAUCUACUUUGAUGAGUUUACCUUCAUUGAACUUACUAAAGACAAAGGAAAUUACACCGUUUGCCAGAAAGACCUCUGCUGUCACUUGAGCUACAAGAUGUCUGAGAAAAGAAGUGAUGAAGCCUAUGUGUUAGGGGCUUUUGAUGGCCUUCACACUGUUGAAGGAACAUUUUAUUUCCAGGCAUGCACAUUAUUGAAGUGCCAAACAACUGAAUUAAAAACCUGUGGAGAGCCAGUUGGAUCAGCUUCACCAAAAUUUGAAGCAUUCUCCCUCAGUGGUACAUUCAAUACAGUUAUGUCUUCCCACAGUUAGUGCUAAGUGGGACCUCAACUUGCAUCUGAACAACACUAU
This is a messenger RNA of Dromiciops gliroides (monito del monte), 1477 nucleotides long. RefSeq names its product vascular non-inflammatory molecule 3-like. The record is from RefSeq and is a predicted model, not a curated record. Gene Ontology annotation, molecular function: hydrolase activity, acting on carbon-nitrogen (but not peptide) bonds, in linear amides. Lineage: Eukaryota; Metazoa; Chordata; Mammalia; Microbiotheria; Microbiotheriidae.